ACAAAAAAAACCUGUUAAUACCAGAGAGGGGAAACACUCACCUUAAAGUUAGUGGCUCAGACAGGUUUUACAUCGUUCACAUUAUUCAGCCGAGCAACGACGAUGGACUGGUGUCACCUCCAGGGGGAGUUGAAGACUCCUGUCCACUUCACACUACAGAAUCCAAGGAUAAGCAACCAAUGGGCUUGGAUGUAGUUCCAGGCAGACAAAUUCCAUUUCAAGGAAUUACUAUUUUUUUUACCAAUUAUAUGAUUUCCGAUUUGCCAAAAAUUUGCCCCAAACAAGCAGCAAAGGAGGAGCUGUCACACUGGACAAAACAUGACAAACAUCUCCCGAUAUCUCGUUAAUCACCUCCUGACGUUCUCACUGCAGAAUGGGGAGGUUCAGAACGUGGAGGAAGCCCAAGCUCGUCUCUCCUUCCUGGCUCAGAACAAAAAGCUGUGGAGUCAAGAGAUGUUCCUGAACGUCGGACCAGACGCCAUUCACCUCCGGGACACAAAGAGUCAGGAAGAACUAGAAAACUACUCGUUCAGAUCCAUCUUCCGCUGUGAGGCCAUUCACACAGAGAAACAUUUCCCGUCCCUCCUCCUGCUGGUGUGCCAAAGCACGGAGCAGAAGAAGCCGGACAUCCACUUCUUUAACUGUGACACCGUGCAGGCAGAACAAAUCUGUGAUGACAUCACACGUGCAGUUUCGGAUUCCUCCUCCAGCAGCAGAAACACGCUCCGGGCUACCUUCAGGCGUCCUCAAACUACAGGGGAGAUGAUCGACCCUUAUAAUAUCCCAAGUCAUCCUGUCCCACAUGCACCCAACCCCCCUCCAGGCAACCCUCCACCUUACCCUGGACGUAGAGCAGCAAACAGAGUGAAUGGUGGCCCUGAUUUCUCUUACCCGCAAGCAGAGCGAGAAGUGGGAAUCCUCAAUCACUGUUUUGAUGACAUCGAGAGCUUCAUGGGCAAACUGCAACAGACUGCUGAGGCUGCAACGGAGCUGAGCCAGACGAAGAAGAAGAAAAAGAGGAAAAGCAAAAAGAACAAUGCUGAAGAGGACUUGCUCGCCGCGAAGGCCUGUCCACCUGCAGAGGCGGAAUUUAUUGAUAUCUUCCAGAAAAUUAAAUAUUGCUUCAGCUUAUUGGCCCGUUUAAAAUCUUUCAUCGCCAACCCUUCGUCAGAGGAACUCGUUCAUCACGUGUUUAAGCCUCUGGAUAUGAUGGUAAAAACAACUGGGGGACCAGCCAUGGGAGCUUCAGUGUCCAGCCCUGCAAUGACCAACUCUGCCGUGUCCCUGCUGCAAGACAACCUGAAGGCAGAGGAGCACCAGCUGUGGACGUCUCUGGGGCCCAACUGGACUCAACCUUGCUCCCAGCUCAGAGAUCCAGUAGCUCCCUACACCCCUGUAUUCUUAGACGGCUGGAAGCCAGAACCCUUGAGGCCAGAUGGGCAGGCUUGGGAGGAUCCGAUCGAGUCACAGCACAAAAAGGAAACUCUCCAAGUAAAACAGCAACAGCAGCCACCUCAGCAAGUCGUUUUACCCAACACCCACAUCAGCGACAAAACAGACGGAGGUUCACCCCCUCCAGAGUCCGAGAGACUCUACAGCUGCAGUUAUGACUUCAUAGCCAGGAACAGCAGCGAGCUUUCCGUGCAGCAGGGGGAGACCCUCGAGGUGAUCGAAUCCUCCAAGCGCUGGUGGAAGUGUCGCAAUCGUUUCAACCAGGUCGGCUUUGUGCCCUUCAACAUCCUGGAACCCGUCGCUCACAUCGACAGCCCGGUGGCGACUAAACCUCCCAAUGCUCCAGUCCCGCCUCCGCUUGCCAAGCAGUUUAAUAUGGUCCCACCCAGUCCUCCUGUCCAGCCCAAGGCCCCGUCCCCCCAACGCCCACGCAGCUUACCGCCAUACAACCAACAUGUACCACCUUCUGGGGAUUCUGAUAAAGCCAUAUCUGUGAACGAAGAGCUGCUCCAGAAGUUGACCAACGGAAAGGCCAACCUGAACAAACCUCUGGUCAUCCCUCGUUCCUCAGACACCUCUGCUCCCCUCAACUAUCACUCCCCUCCAGAGGAGGUGGCAGAAUGGCUCCGUACGAAGGGAUUCAGUGACCCGACAGUGUCCUGUUUGGGAGUGCUGACAGGUGCUCAGCUCUUCUCCCUCAAUAAGGAGGAACUACGUGCUGUGAUUCCAGAAGAGGGCACCAGAGUGUACAGCCAGCUGGCUGUGCAGAAAGCGCUGCUGGAGGAUGUACGAAAAGCCACAGAGCUGGAGACUGUUAUGGAGAUACAGAAACAGAAGGUUGACCUGAAACUGGAGAGCAGCACGUUGUGAGACGCUCGCGUGAACAUGAGAUUCACAUCAGAGCCUCAAUCGAGAUUCAAGUUUUCAUCAGUGAAUAAACAUGUAGUGGUGUCUUGACCCUCAUCAGCAGGGUGACUUGUCUGAGCAGCAACACAUAUCUAGAAUUUUCUUGUAUUAACAUGCAACAAGUACAGUACACGUUAAUAUUUAACAUUAAAGCACACUGUCAUUUGACUUCCAUGUUCUAUUUUUCUUUGCCAAUUUAUACAGUUUGGUUUGUCUGUUCUGUGAUUUGCAACCAUGUUGAAAAAACUGAACUGCGGCAAGAAAAAAAAAGUCUGUACAACAUUAAAAUGAAAAUGGCAUUUUUAAUUGAUAAAGUUUCCCAGAACAGAUGACUUCCAACAAUCAGUAAAUUACUGCAUCCAUUUAAAAAUCUGCUCACAUUUAACUAUAGUUGAGGAAGCAACCAAGUGGUCCAAUCUGAGUCCAAAGUAAAUUUAACUUGACUUUUGUACAUGGUUUUACCACACAUACCAAAACGAUAAAUCUGCAGUUACACCCCCACAUCUUGUUAAAUUAAAACAAAUCAAGACUAAUAACUAUAAAGCAAGAGGGCUGCCUCCAGUACUGGCAACAUAAACCACAAUUGGGAGAACAGACUGUAGUCACGAGCACUAUCUUUUAAAAUGGGUUUCUUGAAAUAUGAACAAACAUUCAACUGCUCUCAGGCUGCGUCUCAACACGACAUCAUCACAGGAGCUGGUGAAACCAUAAACCUCUGGAUCAUGACCAGA
Messenger RNA from Thalassophryne amazonica, 3089 nucleotides. Its product is annotated as epidermal growth factor receptor kinase substrate 8-like protein 1. Gene Ontology annotation, biological process: regulation of Rho protein signal transduction; positive regulation of ruffle assembly; Rho protein signal transduction. Gene Ontology annotation, cellular component: ruffle membrane; vesicle; plasma membrane. The coding region runs from base 319 to 2322 and encodes 667 amino acids. Gene Ontology annotation, molecular function: actin binding. The record is from RefSeq and is a predicted model, not a curated record. The transcript has 20 exons. Lineage: Eukaryota; Metazoa; Chordata; Actinopteri; Batrachoidiformes; Batrachoididae.